Messenger RNA from Pangasianodon hypophthalmus (striped catfish), 1445 nucleotides. RefSeq lists its product as uncharacterized. The record is from RefSeq and is a predicted model, not a curated record. The coding region runs from base 439 to 1047 and encodes 202 amino acids. NCBI's taxonomy places the organism in Eukaryota, Metazoa, Chordata, Actinopteri, Siluriformes, Pangasiidae. The transcript has a single exon.
AGUUUACCGUUGAGAACAUUGAUAACGUUUACUGAAGUGGUUGUGGGGUGUGCGAAGUAGUUUGUUUGUAACAAAAAAAAAGCAAAACAAACUACAAGCCCAUUUCCCCACGUUUUAAUUUAGAAUUAUACGAGUUAUAUACUCCGAGUAACGACGAAAAAGAAAGUCUUAAGCGGACCGUCGAGGGGUGUGACUCGGUCAAGCUGCCUAUCGAAGAGGCACCGCGUCAGGCUAUGUACCAGCGAAAGCCAGUGACAAAGAAAAAAACGGAGAAGAUUGUAAAAAGGUAGAGCAUAUAGAGACACUGAGGGUGAAGACCCGCGAUAAGCAAAACCUCCCCAUUAAACGGCGGAGUUUGUUCUUUGUUUCCUCGUCGAGAAGACGAUGUGAAGGAGAAGAAGGAGAGAGAGAGAGAGAGCGCGAGAGAGAAACUAGCUAAUGCUAUACGACGAGAGAAUGUGUGGGAAGGGCAUGAUGUGCCGCAGGGAAGUGCAGAGCCACGAGCUGUCGGUUAAACAUGAGCUCAAGGAUGAGGAGGCGAAGAGACCCAAGCACAGCUGGCACAAAAGCGGAAGAAGGCGGUGGCACAGCGACAGGAGAGAGCACCGUCUAGUGUUCCGCCGCAAUCCGCCGAGACCGAGGCGCGUGUCCGCCGUCUCCGUGUCGCUGCGGCCAGCCAACGUCCGCGGCAGGCGCGCGCCAGGGAUGCGCGCGCCGCGCAACACCAACCAGUUCCUCAUGCACGAGAAGUACCAGCUCAUGCACAUGCGCUCCGACUCGGUGGGCACGGACAGCUGCUCCGACUGCGAACUAGACCCCGCAGACAUGGACUCGUACCUCGGGGUGCUGGAGAACGCCCGGGGCGCGCUGCUAGACAGCCCCGAGCUCCCGUUCACAACCAGCGAGACGUUUCACUUCUUCACUUUCCCUGAACUGGAGCGAGAAGACAGCAUGCAGUACUUUCCGUCCGAGAACGACGUGAUGCAGAGCGAGGAUUUCAUGCAGAGGGACUUUAAACAGUUUUGUGACGCCGUGGCUUGUACAUAAACCCUCGCCACAGGUAAAUAACCUGGUGUGCACUGAUCAUUCGUGGCCAUCAGAUCGUCCAGACCAACAGGACAUUUUUAUUAACUCUGUUAUAAUGGCAUUCAUCUAUCAUGUUGUGUUUUUUUUUUUUUUUUUUUUUUUUUAAUGGUGCAUUGUUUUGUUACGGAAGUCAAGCUGUAAAGUAGGAGUGGCAGAGCAGCCAAUCAGAUUCGAGAUCACUUAGUCCCUCCUCACAGCUGCUAAAACCCCUAAGCGACUCCGUAUUGGGCAUCUAGUGCACUACAAUAGGAUAAAGAAGUGCACUUGUUUACGGAGUAGGGAGCCUCUUGAGGUUCAGCCAUAUCUUACUGUUUAAGUGACUCUUUGUAAACUGAAAUAAAAAUGUUGUUUUUAAGGAA